GAGUGUUUACAGGGAGAGAGGACAAAAAAGUACAAUGGCAGAGACAAGCUGACAGCUGAGACUGGAUUUGAACGAGGAAACCUUUUUAGAGUUCAGAGGACCAGCGGGGGCUGGACGUCUGUGUUUUUGAUUGGCCUUUCCGAUAAAUCUGCCUGUUUCCUGCACAUCUGCUGUAGGGCAGAGAGAAAACAGAGGCUCUCUCUGAAGAUGUGUCAAUACGGACAGAGCUGUGAAGUUGCACCUAACUUUCACUUUGGGCUUUUAAAGUGAGGAAAUCAAACCUAAACCCACAGGGGAAAGAGCGUGGACUUACAGAUGAGCAACAGCUGGCGACUUCUUGUUCUGACUGAAAGAUGGACAAGGACGAUAAGAACCCGAAGACGUAUGUGUCCACCUUCCGGCUGGUCCUCAAGCCUCAGAGAGGGAAGCAGAAACAGAAUGGACUGGACACCACAUCCAGGACAAUAACAGGAAACAACAAGCUCAGAUGUUCAUCUGCAACAGGUGUCAAACAAGGAACAACUCAGAGUUUGGAAGCACCCAAGUUUAAGGAAACGAUCAGGGAUUGCUCGGUCUGUGUCGGAGGCGGCGUUACGUUUCGAGGCGUCAUCACAGGAACUCAACCGUUGAAUGUUUCCUGGCUGCACAAUGGUGUUGGUGUAACUGCAGGUAGAACUUCCUUUCAAAAUAGUGUUGCCAGUCUGACCCUGACUCAGUGCUCAACCGAACAUGCUGGUGAUUAUACCUGUGUGGCUGAAAACAGUGGCGGAAAGACAACCAGCAGCGCUCUGUUACGUAUUACAGGUCAAGAGGCCGGAACAAAGGAAAUCCCCACAUCGAGCAACAAUGAGCCGCGCAACAAUAUCUCAUCGGAAUCAGAGUCUUGUGAAAACACUGAAGGGGAAAAGCAACGCAAAGAGAGAGAUCAAGUAAUCAGAGACUGCAGACUACAAACAAAAGCUCCCCUGAGCAAAGGUCCUCCAGUGAAGUUUCUAGACCCACCAGAAAAGGUGGAGGUUUGUGUGGGUCAGAAGGCUCGGCUACGCUGUGUGUUCAAGAGCAGCUCUCUUCCUGUGGCCUGCUGCUGGAUUUACAACAGAGCCAAAGUGGUGUCAGGAGGUCCUAGGCUGACCGUGAAGAACGAGAAGACCCAAACCAGUUUGGAGGUUUCCGAGGCCGCUCCAGAAGAUACGGGCUCGUACACUGUGAUUGUACGAAACAGGCACGGCUCCGCUCAGCACACGGUGUCCCUCGGUGUCAUAGACCGACCCACUCCCCCAUCAUCCCAGCCUGUUGCUUCCAGGAUCUCGACCCAAUCCUUGGUUCUGUCCUGGACGGGCCCCUGCUACGACGGAGGCACAGCUGUGUUGGGUUACAUCGUAGAGGCCCUUCAAGACGGCCCCAAAGAGCCUGGAAGCUGGACUGAAAUAAGUAGGUGUAAGAACACCUCAAGCCACAUUUGCUCAGGUUUGACGCCUCUUGGACGGUACAAGUUCAGGGUUAGAGCCUGGAACUUCGCAGGUACCAGCGACCCGAGCCAGGAGUCUCCAUACAUUAAGAUGGCAACCUCAAAGGAAAACAAAGAGGAGCCUGGCUCCUAUGUGACAGUGACUAUUGACACCAAACACAAGGUCAAGGAUCACUACAAUGUCCACGAGAAGCUUGGGGUUGGGAAGUUCGGACAGGUGUACCGAGUGACCGACAAAGAGACUGGCAAAGAGUUUGCAGCCAAGUUCUACCGUGCCCGGACCGCCAAGGACAAGUCCGAAGCUCGCAAAGAGAUUCAAGUAAUGAACAAGCUUCACCACCCAAAGAUAGUCCAGUGUCAGGCUGCGUAUGAAACUCGUUCGGAGUUGGCCAUGGUCAUGGAGUACGUCGCCGGCGGGGAACUCUUUGAACGCAUCGUGGACGAAAACUUUGAGCACACAGAACUCACCAGCGCUCGCUAUGUGCAGCAGAUCCUGGAGGGCAUGCAGUAUGUGCACAAGCAGAACAUCAUCCACCUGGACCUCAAACCAGAGAACAUCGUCUGCGUGGACACAUCCGGCACGCAGAUCAAGAUAAUUGACUUUGGCUUGGCCAGGGAACUUGAGAAGGGUAAACCCCUGAUGGUGAUGCACGGCACUCCAGAGUUCGUUGCUCCCGAGGUGAUCAACUACGAGCCUGUCGGAUUAGAGACCGACAUGUGGAGCAUCGGAGUCAUCUGCUUCAUCUUGCUCAGUGGAGAAUCUCCCUUCCAGGGAAACAACGACGCCGAGACUUUCGCUCUGGUGACAGCAGCCAGCUUCGAGUUUGACCCGGAAAGUUUUGAAGACAUUUCUGAUGAGGCAAAGGACUUUAUCAGCUCCCUGUUGAAGAAAGACCAAAGAUCCAGGCUGUCGUGCACAGAGGCCCUUGCCCACUCCUGGAUGGCUUCUUUCACCCCUCUUACCCGCAGACCCACUAAGUCUCUGAAUAAAGAGAAGAUGAAACGCUUCCUUGCCAGACGCAAGUGGAAGAAAACUGGCCAAGCUGUUUUGGCCUUGAACCGGAUGGCGAACCUCACCAGCAAGCUGGAUUCUCCUGGCAGCUUCUCAGAGGAGCCAGUGUGGAGCCAUGAGGCAGAGGAGGCCAUCCAGUCGCUGGACAAGCAGCUCCAGUCUGAGCCGCACUUCCAGCAGGCCCUGAAGGACAUCACCCUUCACCAGGGAGAGACCGCUCAGCUGACAUGCCUGGUUGACGGUUACCCACAACCUGAGGUGAAGUGGCUUCAUAACGAGGAGCCGCUGAGCGACUCGAGCAGAGUGAGGAUGCAGCGGGAUGAUGACGGCCUCUGCUCUCUGGUUGUGGCUGACCUGGCGCUCUCCGACUGCGGGACGUACGUGUGCAGAGCCCAAAACAAGCUCGGGGAGGCAAUGUGCUCCGCAAAACUGAAAGUCGAACUGUGAGACUUUUGCGUUAGUAGAUCGCCUUUGCUUAGGCUGCUACAGGGACACUUGUUUUAUUUUAGAGGCCACAAAUGUGUUGCAUGACAGCGGUGCCAUUCUGUUAAAAGGAAAGUAAGAUUUUUACACUCACUGCUUUCACACUUUGUGUUCCUCAGCUAUGGUUGAAAUUGGUCUUUUUUUAAGCACAAGGUAAAACGAUGCAAGACCUGAUCUGAAUUUUAUAAAUGGCAUUACAGAUGCAUUUGUAUAUUAUAAUAUUGUUUACAUAGGUUUUAUGAAAGCACUAAAAUAAAGACUCUUAAACAACA
Gambusia affinis (western mosquitofish) is the source of this 3235-nucleotide messenger RNA. RefSeq names its product myosin light chain kinase, smooth muscle-like. The record is from RefSeq and is a predicted model, not a curated record. The coding region runs from base 354 to 2927 and encodes 857 amino acids. Gene Ontology annotation, biological process: protein phosphorylation. The transcript has 18 exons. Gene Ontology annotation, molecular function: protein kinase activity; ATP binding; protein binding. Lineage: Eukaryota; Metazoa; Chordata; Actinopteri; Cyprinodontiformes; Poeciliidae.